Closterium sp. Naga37s-1 is the source of this 213-nucleotide messenger RNA. NCBI's taxonomy places the organism in Eukaryota, Viridiplantae, Streptophyta, Zygnematophyceae, Desmidiales, Closteriaceae. The record is from the annotation of a GenBank genome assembly.
AUGCCUUGGCGAAAACGCGUCAGUCUGUCGCCCAUCGCCUUCCAGUCUGGUCUGCGAGCUGACGAAGUGCGCAACAGAAUUCGCGGGAGGAACAUCAGCAGCUUCCAUCCAGUACAUGAAGGGCCAGGGAAGAAAGGACGUUCUUACUCCCCACGCCUUCACACUACUGUCUCCCCAUGCGACGAUGCCCACGCGCGAUGCCCCCGCACGUGA